Molecule: messenger RNA, 4848 nt
Organism: Alexandromys fortis (reed vole)
Lineage: Eukaryota; Metazoa; Chordata; Mammalia; Rodentia; Cricetidae
Gene: Fbxl2
Product: F-box and leucine rich repeat protein 2
Exons: 15
Coding region: 67-1362 (431 amino acids)
Cellular component (GO): cytoplasm
Molecular function (GO): protein binding
Source: RefSeq, a predicted model, not a curated record
GGCGUCACCAGGACAACGGGCGUCGCCGGCGCCGUGUGACUCCGGGCUGUGGGCGCGCUCGCGGCCAUGGUUUUCUCAAACAAUGAUGAUGGCCUUAUCAACAAAAAGUUACCCAAGGAGCUGCUCUUAAGAAUUUUCUCCUUCUUGGACAUAGUAACUCUUUGUCGAUGUGCACAGAUUUCCAAGGCAUGGAACAUCUUAGCCCUGGAUGGAAGCAACUGGCAGAGAAUAGACCUUUUUAACUUCCAAACAGAUGUAGAGGGCCGAGUUGUGGAAAACAUCUCCAAGAGGUGCGGUGGCUUCCUCAGGAAACUCAGCUUGCGGGGUUGCAUCGGCGUUGGGGACUCCUCCUUGAAGACCUUUGCACAGAACUGCCGAAACAUUGAACAUUUAAACCUCAAUGGCUGCACAAAAAUCACUGACAGAGUGUGCCUGCCUUUUUCCAGCACGUGUUACAGCCUUAGCAGAUUCUGUUCCAAGCUGAAACACCUGGAUCUCACGUCCUGCGUGUCUGUCACCAACAGCUCCUUAAAGGGGAUCAGCGAUGGUUGCCGGAACCUGGAGUAUCUGAACCUCUCCUGGUGCGACCAGAUCACGAAGGAAGGCAUUGAGGCACUGGUGCGGGGGUGCCGGGGCCUGAAAGCCCUUCUUCUGAGGGGUUGCACUCAGCUAGAGGACGAAGCUCUGAAACAUAUUCAGCACCACUGCCACGAGCUCGUCAGUCUCAACCUGCAGUCCUGCUCACGCAUCACUGAUGAGGGCGUGGUGCAGCUCUGCAGGGGCUGCCACCGGCUGCAGGCCUUGUGCCUCUCUGGUUGUAGCAAUCUCACGGAUGCAUCUCUCACGGCCCUGGGCCUGAACUGCCCCAGACUGCAGAUUUUGGAGGCUGCUCGAUGCUCCCAUUUGACUGAUGCAGGCUUUACACUUCUAGCUCGGAACUGUCAUGAGCUGGAGAAGAUGGACCUUGAAGAAUGUGUCCUGAUCACUGACAGCACCCUCAUCCAGCUCUCCAUCCACUGUCCCAAGCUACAAGCCCUGAGUUUGUCCCACUGUGAGCUCAUCACAGAUGAAGGGAUCCUACACCUGAGCAGCAGCACAUGUGGGCACGAGAGACUGCGGGUACUGGAGCUGGACAACUGCCUCCUUGUCACGGAUGCUUCACUGGAGCACCUGGAGAACUGCCGUGGCUUAGAGCGGCUGGAGCUGUACGACUGCCAGCAGGUCACCCGUGCAGGCAUCAAGCGCAUGCGGGGCUCAAGAUUUGGUUCUCAGCACCCACGGCGCAGUUUACAACCACCUGUAACUCCACUUCCAGAGGAUCGGACACCCUCUUCUGACUUCCUGGGCACUGUACACAUGUAAUUCACAGACAUUCAUGCAGGCAAAAUGCUCAUACACAUAAAAUAAAAAUAAAUAAAUCUUAGCCAGGUGGUGGUGGCGCACGCCUUUAAUCCCAGCACUCGGGAGGCAGAGGCAGGCAGACAUAUGUGAGUUCAAGGCCAGUUUGAUGUAUGAGAGCUAGUUCUAGAACAAGCACCAAAGCUACACAGAGAAACCCUGUCUCAAAAAAACUAAAUAAUAAAUAAAAAAUAAAUCUUAAAAAAAUUGAAGUUAUCAUGACAAGACUUCCAGGCAUAAGGGUAUAAUCACAUUUUAGAGAACAUUUAAAAGGAACAGAAUACAAAGGUGAGAACAAUAGAUGAUAGGAGUAAAAUUCAGUACUAAACAAAAGAAAUUUGAAAUGUCCAUGAUACCUCGAUUUUGUGGGCUACUUCCUCCAGAUUAAAAAUAGUUUUAAGUUUCAAUUUUUUUUUUUUUUUUUUUUUUUUUUUUUGGUUUGGCUUUGGCUUUUCAAGACAGGGCUUUUCUGUGUAACCCUAUCCUCAAACUAGCAGAGAUAAAUAAGUUUUAGUAGUUUCAGUUUAAGAAUUAUAAAUUCAGAUAUUCAGCAUGCCAUGAAAUGCUUCCCUUGCAUCUGUUCAAAUUAUAAUGAAACUUUUGGAUGCCAGUUUGAAAAUAAUCAACAGAAAAAAAUCAUCUUGUUCAAAGUUUUCUUAGCCAAGUGUUAAGAGCACUAACAUGAAGCCCAGAGCCUAAACUGAGGCCUCUCCAGGCAGAGCCCGCCCAUGUCUUAACAGCUACCCAGCAUGGACAUAGAUAGGGAAAGAAAAUAAAUCCCCAGUAUCCCUCACAUCUGACCAACUAUGGACCACUCAAAAGAAAGUAAAGUCACUGCAGAGACUGUUCCAAGACCACCACCUUUCAAAGCAGAAAAUGGCGUGACUGGUCAACUCUAGCAAUGGCCUUACUACAGAUUACAUUUAUUCCACAUGAAAAUACCUGUUGUUUUAAGAUAGAGCCCCUUUGGUCUUACUGAGUAUCACUUUCUCCUCAGUUCACACAGUGUGAAGUGCCCCUGCCUGUAACAGCACAUCUAACCAUGGGAACAUGGACUGCCACUCUACUCCAUGCAAGACCACCUUUCUCCUAAUAAAAAUAUUACAACCAAACAUACAUAUCUGCAUAACUCUUAAUAUUCAAAGCAACAUCUCCCCAAAUAUACCUUAGGAAUUACUGCCCGCUCUUUGAGAAAAUAGAGCUAUCUCCAAACAAGUUGGUGUGGCACAGGAGACCGCACGCUUACUCACCGUACACUCAUCUAGUUCAUAUUUACAAAUGUAGAUGCUUUUACUAUCACAAGAGGAGUAUUUAAUCUGGGGUUCUGUUUGUUUUGUGGAACUAAAGAGCAAACUCAGGAUCAUAAGUGAGCCGGGCAAGCACUGGAGCACACUAAUGGGUACCCACAGCCCAUGGUGCUGUUAACAGCAAGUGUAGUACUAUUGCUCAUGUUCCUGAAGGCCCUGCCAAUAGUCUCGACCUGUGCAAUUCCGGUUUCAGUGCACUGCAUAUGUAGUAUUUUCCCACUGAGAUUAAAGAAUGAGGACACACUGUCAUCUGCACACUGUGGCAGCCCAGGAGUAAGCCAAACAUCAACAAACAACAAAGGGUUUGUUAGACAUCAUCUCCUGGGAACUGGCAGAAGGGAAAAUUCAGUUUGGGACCCUGUCAUUCAGCACAUUUUAGAUUUUAUCAAGACUUCUGGAUAUAUAUCUUUAUAACUGAAAGUCCAAAACUUGCAAGAAAGGUUGCUCCCAGCCCCUUUACAGAUAUUUAGAGAUACACAAGUGCUGCAGCUAUGAUCUUGGUUAAGGGAUUCAUGAUCUGGAUCCUGCAUUUUGAAAACAGGUUUCCAGACUGUAGUCUAACCAACUCGAGAAGCAUCAUACCCAAACCAAAUGCAGCCAGGGGGCAGGCAACAAACUUAAGAAGAUGUGAAAUCCCAGGCGUGAACUGCUGACGUUUUGCAUAUUUUAGACUUAAGAAGCAGUAAGAAUUUACUACUGACUUCCUCAUCUUUGGAUUGGCUCUAGACUAAAGCAGAUUUACCUAUCAAUCACACCAGAACCAACUUCUUUAAAUUAGACAAAUUGCUUAUAACGCAAGUUAUAAAGGCAAGUGACUUAAGCUCCCAAGAUCCCCUCAAAAAAUGUACUAAGAACAUUUGUAGAUUUUCAGAAGAAUUAGGAGUUAAUAAAACAUAAAACUCGAGAGCAGACAUUUGGGGAAGGGAGCAUUUAGAGGGUCUGACUGUCUCCAAUUUAAACUAAAAUAGCCCAGUUAAAAAAAAUGCAGAGAAUCAGGCGUGGUGGCUGCAAUCCUAGUACUCGGCAGGCUGAGGCAGAAGGACAUGCCAACCUGAGCAACAUAGUGAGUUCUAGGCCAUGCUGAGCUAGUGUCUAAAAAAGAAUAAAAAAAUAAAUGAAUGAAUAAAUAAAAGAAAAUGCAGCAUGUGCUCCCAGUGCCCUGAGAUUCAAGCAUGCAUAAAGAAUCAUUUCAAUAUUGCUUUAAAAUGGAAAUGAUGUCCCUGUGAUAGUCCUUGUGACAUUGACCUUCAAAGUCCAUAAUUAAUCAUAGAGAAUUAUAAAAGUAAAAAUCCAUUUUUGGGACCCUAAUAAUACAAACAGUGCAAUAAUGAACAGAGUGCUCAAAACAGUUAUUUUAAGAAAUUCUUUAACAUUUCUCCUCAUAUUUAAUAAGGGUAUAUAAGCUGAUUUAAAUUUGAAAUCAGAACAAUCCUCUGUGGACUGCUGGACAGAGUUGUGUCAUAAAGACUUGCUAUAUUUAACCUGACAAAGCUCAAUCAAAACCUUCACUAUUUGUUCCAGAGGGUUCUGGGGUUAAGUGCAGCAAGGUCACCACUGUGGUCUGAAGCGUUACAUCACAAUGCAGGUGCCAAGAGGAAACACUAGACAAAGAUGGUUUUUACCAGUGCUGCCAAAGAGGCUUUUAAAAGCACAGACAGACACACAUUCUGAUAGUGCAUGCAGGGGACUGUGACACAGAGUACUGCACAUGUUAAUGUCAAGCUUGCUGCCAUCAUUUAACUAUCUAUAAAUUUUCUUAUUAGGUAAGUAUACACGUUAAAAAAAGCAAAACUUUUCUUAACUACAUAAAAAUGAUUUAAAAUUAGUCAAGUAAUUUCAAUUAUCCUGAAGGAGUUGUAUGUGUGAAGGGGAAGAAGGAAGGGGGAGGGGAAGGGAACAAGAGAACAAGUUGGAAAACAUAUCUCUGAGUGUCGUUCCCUCCAAAACCACCCAAUAUGGUCAACAUCGUUUAUGCUUUGUUUUAAAGUGUUAGAUUUAGGAAAUUUUCCUCAAUGAGGAACAAACAGAAAGCAGAAAGUCUAAACAAAAGCAAAUUAAAUCAAGACAUGGACAUAAAAACAAUUUUGGCUUUACUUUUCCAUGAAGUUGGUCCUAUAUCUAACACUGCACAAGGGUUCUUGCA